This is a messenger RNA of Erigeron canadensis, 1632 nucleotides long. Its product is annotated as serine carboxypeptidase-like 13. Gene Ontology annotation, biological process: proteolysis; secondary metabolic process. Gene Ontology annotation, molecular function: serine-type carboxypeptidase activity; acyltransferase activity, transferring groups other than amino-acyl groups. Bases 98 to 1468 code for a protein of 456 amino acids. The record is from RefSeq and is a predicted model, not a curated record. The transcript is spliced from 14 exons. Lineage: Eukaryota; Viridiplantae; Streptophyta; Magnoliopsida; Asterales; Asteraceae.
UUGUCUCAACAAAACACCUUUAUAUACUCCAUACUAUAACUAGCUCCAAGCAUAGUCCAUCCAAAAACAUAGUUCAAUAGAUACACAAACACAUCUAAUGGACUUCAAGCUCCAAACCUUGUUGCCAUUUAUAGUGAUCAUUAUCAUUCAGGUUUACCUAUCGCAUUCCAAAUCAAUCGUUAAAAAACUUCCAGGAUAUCCCGGUGAUCUUCCCUUCAAGCUUGAAACCGGAUAUGUUGGGAUAGGGGAAAAAGAAGACGUACAGUUGUUCUAUUAUUUUGUUGAGUCAACUAGAAAUCCUGCACAAGACCCACUCAUAUUCUUUAUUCCUGGCGGUCCUGGGGCUUCUGGUUUAGUUACCUUCUUCUAUGAAAUUGGUCCAAUUACAAUUAAAUGGGAGAAUGGCAUAGAAGAUGUCUAUUUAGAACUAAAUCCAAAUGCAUGGACUAAGAUCGCCAAUAUAAUUUUCAUCGAUAUACCUGCCGGAAGUGGUUUUUCAUAUGCUAAAACCAAAAAAGGAUGGAUAAGCAGUGAUAGUAUCCUAGCUUCCCAAGCUAAUGAAUUUAUUAAAAAGUUUUUGAUAGACCAUCCUAAAUUUUUGAGAAGUCCAUUAUACAUAGCGGGAAGUUCUUACAUUGGCAUUGUCGUUCCAAAAGUCACUUUAGACUUAUAUGAAGGUAACGAACACGGCGAUCAACCUACAAUAAAUAUUCAAGGGUACAUUCUUGUCAGUCCUUUAACUCAUAAGUUUAAGGAUUUCAAUUCGAGGUUUGAAUAUGCUCAUCGUAUGGCACUCAUCUCAGAUGAUAUAUACAAGACAGGAAUAGCAAAUUGUCAAGGUAAUUAUGUAGAUAUUGUUGAUUCGGCAAACUCGGUCUGUGCGCAUAGUCUUCAAAGUUAUCAAGAGUGCACAAGUCGUAUUAAUUUUGAUAGCAUUUUGGACCCAUUUUGUGAUGCAAGUUAUUCAGCUCUAGAUUGCCAGGGUGAUUUAAAGAAGGCUUUAACUAUGUGGGCAAAUACUGCAGUUGCACAACAAGCUCUCAAUAUUCGUCAAGGAUCAAUUGGAAAAUGGGAUCCGGCCAACAGUACCAUUCAUUAUAUACAAGGAAAGAAUAACACAUUUUGUUAUUCUUAUGAUAUCUUUAGUAGCUUUUUCCAUCAUAAGAAAUUAUCUGAUAAAAAUUGCCAAGCUUUGAUCAUAAGUGGCGACCAUGACAUGACAUUUCCAUAUGUUGGAGUGGAGCAAUGGAUAACUUCCCUUAAUCUUGCGGUUGAAGUCCCAUGGAAACCGUUUUAUGUUGAUGGUCAAGUCGGAGGAUAUGAAAUAAAAUAUGCACGGAAUGAGUAUUCAUUAGCAUUUGCAACAGUUAGAGGUGCAGGGCAUAUGGUACCAACUAACAAGCCUAAAGAAACUCUUGCAUUGACGCGGAGAUGGUUUUCUUCAAAACCUUAUUCAAGCGAUCGUUAAAAUAAGUUAAGAUGGCAUUUGGGAUGUGAUGAAUUAUGAAAACUAUGUGAUAUGAUCCCCUCUAAGGAUUGAAUCCAUAAAAAUGAUAUAUUCGUCAUUGAAUAUGAAUAUGUUUAUGUAAGUUUUGAUUGUAAUAAUGAGCAUUACGAUCGAUUUAAGCUCAA